Messenger RNA from Trematosphaeria pertusa, 2587 nucleotides. RefSeq lists its product as uncharacterized. Bases 323 to 2488 code for a protein of 721 amino acids. The record is from RefSeq and is a predicted model, not a curated record. The transcript has 2 exons. NCBI's taxonomy places the organism in Eukaryota, Fungi, Ascomycota, Dothideomycetes, Pleosporales, Trematosphaeriaceae.
AAGGUAUACUUAGCGACUCAUCUCAGGCGUUGGAAGGAAGUUUCAGCUCUCAUGCGUGGCGUGGGAUGAGAUGAAUGCAUUCACAGCACUUGGGUCACUCGAAGCCAAAAGAACAAAGCUACCACGGCGGCCCCAAAACCAUCAAUUCACCCUCCACCCUCCACCCUAUGACUAAUCUCAACGCGUCCUAGACGCGUCCACGCCCUCUGUUUCCGCCAGAGGGGAUGCGUCAGCGGCUUCAGUAUAUAUACACAGCUCCACCACCGCAUCACGGUAUCGGAACCCCCGCCCUGGACAAGCUCAACCGCACUGCCGUUUCGACAUGGCGGCCCCCACGCGCAGGACUUACGGACAGCUUCGCCUCCCGAGCAGUCAGGCUGCUGCGAUGGCGGCGCAGUUGGCUUCUCCGCCGUCUUCACCUCCGCCUUCGUCUCCGCCUUCGUCUCCGCCUUCGUCGCCGAUACGUUUGGAGUCGGAUGAGGAACCGCCGAGUUCGCCGGAGUUGGAGCUGCUGCGGUCUGGGGAGAAGAGGAAGCGCGGGGAUGAGGACGAGGAGGAUGAUGAUGGCGAGUCCGAGUACGACGACUCCGGACCGAAGCGCAAGAGGGCCAGAGGAGAAACAGACGAUGAUGCGGAUGCGCUGCUGGCAUCGACCGCGACGACGCCCGUUCUGGAUAGCCACGAAGAGAGUCCGAGUACGACUUCUCCCCCUUCUUCGACUCCCUCCCGCUCUUGGACCUCUUCCUCAAGCCCUAAGAGCACCGGCCGGCGAUCGCAGGACAGCACCGUGCAAGACCUCACUCCCUUCAGCGGCCUUUCGUCCCUCCUGCUCCCGCCCACGACCGCAGACAUUGCUGAGGCUUUGCCGUAUCUCUCGAGCAUCGCCCCUCAUGGCACCCUCGAGACAUUCUUCCAAGCACCGCCCGAUUCCAAGUCGGAUACACGUCUAAGCCGACAAGGUCCGCGGAUCGACGACUACCGAAACCCAGAAGGGGCGCGCCGACGAAGUCGAAGCAGAAGCCCAAGCCUAGAACCUGACCGGCCUCGCACAUCUCGCGAGUACCGUGCCCGCGACGAAAAUGACACAGGAGGGUCAUUAGCUCGCAGGCCCAUGAAACUAAGCCCCUCAUCAACCUCAUCGCCGUCACCGCCACACGUAAAACCAGCGAGCGAGCUGAUACCGGCUAGCAUCGAAUCAGCGUGUCCCAUUCUCACGUAUAGUGGACGAACCACAGCAGCUGUCAGCGGCAUACGACUCGACGAGGUCUUCGAGGAGCCGCGUCGACCUCCACGGAAGGUUUCUUUCGCGCCGCAUCGAAAGCCAAUGCUUCGCCAACGCCGUUCCUUCCCCCGCGGCCUCUUGCAGCAAGCAUUGGGCUCAAGCCCAGAUCAGCAGCCCGUUUCGGCUGAAGAACCAGCCGAUGACUCAAUUCCCGUGGCACCGGCUCGAGUGCCGGCGCCCGAAGCGGACCGCGUCCUGGAUGACAGAUCUAGCCCAGAGGACACUACGCCUACAAUAGGAGUUGCCCAUCCCGGAACACCUUCCCUCUGGCUAUCCUUGACGCAGUUACUGAACAACGCGGAAUGCAACCCUCUGGAAACCCUCGAGGAGCAUAUAAAGCCGCUCCUGAAGAGCUUCGCGAAGAACGUAACGCAAGCUGAUCCCCCAGCAGGCCCGAGCCCGAACGACGACGGCAUGGCCAUGUGCAAUGCAUGCCAGCAUUACACUCCGGAGACUCGAGCCGAAUCGCUGGACUGCGGCCACACGUACUGUGGCGGGUGUAUUGUGAAGUCUCUCCUUAGCGUACUCGGAGGGAGCCACGGCGGCUCGCUACCCAGGUGUUGCGGACAACACAUGUCGCUCACGGCGGUCCGCGCUACGGUUAAGCUGACCUUGUUCGAACAUUGCGAGGACGUGGAUAAGCUCAUGGAUCUCCUCGAAUCUUGCUUCAAGCGCUGCGCACGCGAGAUGCUGGAGACACACUGCACUCGUUGUGUGGACUGCGAGGUCGGGGGAGAAAAAGCCGAUGGAGCCGACCAAGGGAACGCCCCGUCGUGUAGGUUCUUCCUCUGUGACGGAAAGGCAGGUCAGAUCAGCGGAAAGUGUGCUCCUGACGACAUCAUCUGUCCGCAUGACAAGACAGCCCAAGGCAUCCAAGAUUCCAGCAAGCCAGGCCCUAACGAAGACCAUAACCCCCAACCCAAUCUCCCUCCCAUCGACCCGGAUACAAUCCAAGCAGCAGACUCCCAUGCCUAUGGCGCAACAAACGUGGCGGAACCAGACCACACCCAGUCCACUACAAUCUCGCCCCACGAAUGCCCACACAGAGGCCACUGGACACGCACCGCGAACGGCACGCGGAACAAUUCCAAGGACGACAAGGAGCGCUGUGCAGACUGUCAGAAGGAGUACCUCUGGUAUUGUGAGUGCGAGCGGUGUGGGAUGUAUGGGGUUUGUGAGGCGUGCGCGGAGAGGAGGGAGGGAUAGGAUAGGAGUACAUAUGAGUGGGCUAAGGGUUAAGCUCUAUGCCGGAUGGGGUCUAGUCCUCAACCCUUCAAGAACCGCGACAGUCUAUCACGCUUCCAC